Molecule: messenger RNA, 3660 nt
Organism: Trichoderma citrinoviride
Lineage: Eukaryota; Fungi; Ascomycota; Sordariomycetes; Hypocreales; Hypocreaceae
Product: ARM repeat-containing protein
Exons: 1
Coding region: 1-3660 (1219 amino acids)
Biological process (GO): spliceosomal complex assembly
Cellular component (GO): U2-type prespliceosome; U2 snRNP; catalytic step 2 spliceosome
Molecular function (GO): mRNA binding
Source: RefSeq, a predicted model, not a curated record
AUGUCUGAUGCGGAUUUCGAGACCAUCAAGAGGCUCCAGCAGGAGCGCAACGCCGCGGCAGCCUCGUCCAAGAGCUCUCGCGCGUUGGCAGCCUCGAACCAACGCACCGACUCGACGAAGCAGCGGCUCACCGACAGCGCGGACAGCGUUCUGUACGACACGCAGGGGGGCGACAAGUUUGCGGGAUAUCACACGUCCCUGCCCAUGGGAGAUGAUGACGAUGAGAUGGCAGACGGCGACAACACGCGUAGGCUCGUGGGCCAGUACACAGCCUCGCGCGAGAUGAUUGACGAGUUUGCCCGCGGCGAUGGCGUCGAAGAAGACGACAUCCUCGCCGGCAAGGGCGAGAAGAGCGGGCGCAUCGCUGACCGCGAGACUGAUUACCAGAAGCGAAGGUUCAACCGCGUGCUCACGCCGACCCGAGCCGAUCCUUUUGCUGAGAACCGACAGGCCGGCGCCGCGGAGAAUGGAACCAGCUAUCGGGAGAUUAUGGAGAUGCGCGAGCUCGAGCGCGAGGAGAUGCGUGUGAAGCAGGCUAUUCAGGCAGAGUCGACGAACAACCACGAUGACGAGGAGCUCAAGCCAACGCUCGCCGAGGGCGACAAGGAAAACGCAGAGGCGGGUUCCACCGAGGCUGUUACGUCGGUACGCAAGCGUAAGAAGCGAUGGGACGUCUCGACAACGCCUGCCGGAGAAGAGGAGGCCAAGGAGGAGGCUGCAGCUGAAGCCAAGUCCAAGCGCUCCCGUUGGGACCAGACCCCAUCUGUUCCGGCCCCCGGUGCCAUGGAGGCUCCCAAGAAGCGCUCGCGAUGGGAUCAGGCACCCUCUGCAACCCCGAUGGGCAAUCAAGGCCUUGCAACCCCCAUGCACCCGUCGCAGGCUGCCCCGAUGCCCACGACCUUUGGCACCGAUAUCUCUGGACGGAAUGCGCCCCUGAGCGACGAAGAGCUCGAUCUGCUCCUGCCUGGCGAAAAGGAGGGCUACAAGAUCCUAGAACCCCCUCCGGGUUACGAACCCGUCCGGGCUCCGGCUCACAAAUUGAUGGCGACCCCCGCACCUCAGACUGGCUUCAUGAUGCAGGACCCUGACCAAGUCAGACUUGGUGGAAAGCCGAUGCCAGCUGAGAUCCCGGGGGUUGGCGACUUGCAAUUCUUCAAGCCCGAGGACAUGGCCUACUUUGGCAAGCUCACAGACGGCGCUGAUGAGAACGCCCUUAGCGUGGACGAGCUCAAGGAGCGCAAGAUCAUGAGAUUGCUCCUCAAGAUUAAAAACGGAACCCCACCGAUGCGAAAGACGGCCCUUCGACAGAUUACGGACAAUGCUAGACAGUUCGGUGCCGGUGCCCUGUUUGACCAGAUUCUUCCACUGCUGAUGGAAAAGUCGUUGGAGGACCAGGAGCGACAUCUGCUCGUCAAGGUCAUCGACCGAAUUCUCUACAAGCUGGACGACUUGGUACGCCCAUAUGUGCACAAGAUUCUCGUCGUCAUCGAGCCGCUCCUGAUCGACCAAGACUACUACGCCCGAGUCGAAGGUCGUGAAAUCAUCUCCAACCUCAGCAAAGCAGCAGGUCUUGCAACCAUGAUAAGCACGAUGCGACCCGACAUUGACCACGUCGACGAGUACGUCCGUAACACGACCGCCCGAGCAUUCGCUGUUGUGGCCUCUGCCCUCGGCAUUCCCGCACUGCUGCCUUUCCUCAGAGCCGUGUGCCGAAGCAAGAAGUCCUGGCAAGCCAGACACACUGGAGUCAAGAUUGUUCAGCAGAUUCCCAUCCUGAUGGGAUGUGCAGUGCUUCCCCACCUCAAGGGCCUGGUCGACUGCAUUGCCCCCAAUCUGAGCGAUGAGCAGACGAAAGUCAGAACCGUUACUAGUUUGGCCAUUGCUGCCCUUGCUGAGGCCUCGAACCCGUAUGGUAUCGAGAGCUUUGACGACAUCCUCAACCCACUGUGGACUGGCGCUCGUAAGCAACGAGGAAAGGGACUGGCUGGCUUCCUCAAGGCCGUGGGAUACAUCAUCCCUCUCAUGGACGAAGAGUAUGCCAACUACUACACCAGCCAGAUCAUGGAGAUUCUGCUGCGAGAGUUUGCCUCGCCCGAUGAAGAGAUGAAGAAGGUGGUGUUGAAGGUGGUGUCUCAAUGCGCGGGCACCGAGGGAGUCACGGCCGGUUACCUGAAGGAGCAUGUCCUGGACGAAUUCUUCAAGAGCUUCUGGGUCCGGCGAAUGGCUCUCGACAAGCGCAACUACAAGCAGGUCGUCGAGACCACGGUCGACAUUGGCCAGAAGGUUGGCGUGAGCGAGAUUCUGGAGAGGAUCGUUAACAACCUCAAGGAUGAGAGCGAGGCCUACCGAAAGAUGACUGUGGAGACGGUUGAAAAGGUUGUGGCCAGUCUGGGUGCUGCGGACAUUGGCGAGCGUCUCGAGGAACGCCUGAUUGACGGCAUCCUUCACGCGUUCCAGGAACAGAGCGUCGAAGACAUUGUCAUGCUCAACGGCUUUGGUUCGGUGGUCAACGCCCUUGGAACCCGCUGCAAGCCAUACCUGCCGCAAAUCGUGAGCACAAUCCUCUGGAGGCUCAACAACAAGUCUGCCACUGUCCGCCAGCAGGCCGCCGACCUCAUCUCGCGAAUCGCCAUGGUGAUGAAGCAGUGUGGAGAGGAUGCCCUCAUGGGCAAGCUGGGUAUUGUCUUGUACGAGUAUCUGGGUGAAGAGUAUCCCGAAGUUCUCGGAUCGAUCUUGGGAGCCCUGCGAUCCAUCGUCACCGUCGUGGGUAUUUCUCAGAUGCAGCCGCCCAUCAAAGACCUGCUCCCUCGGUUGACCCCCAUUCUACGAAACCGACACGAAAAGGUGCAGGAGAACACGAUUGAUCUGGUGGGACGUAUUGCCGAUCGCGGCCCCGAGAGUGUCAACGCCCGAGAGUGGAUGAGAAUUUGCUUUGAGCUGCUUGAUAUGCUCAAGGCUCACAAGAAAGGAAUUCGACGAGCGGCAAACAACACCUUCGGUUUCAUUGCCAAGGCCAUUGGUCCCCAGGACGUUCUGGCCACGCUGCUGAACAACCUGAGGGUGCAGGAGCGACAGUCGCGUGUCAACACGGCCGUUGCUAUUGGCAUCGUCGCCGAGACCUGUGCCCCCUUCACUGUCCUGCCAGCCCUCAUGAACGAAUAUCGCGUGCCUGAGCUCAACGUCCAGAAUGGCGUGCUCAAGUCGCUGUCUUUCCUGUUUGAAUACAUUGGCGAAAUGGCCAAGGACUACGUCUACGCCGUCACGCCCCUUCUGGAGGAUGCCCUUACAGACCGAGACCAGGUUCAUCGCCAGACGGCCGCAUCGGUUGUCAAGCACAUUGCUCUGGGCGUUGUUGGCCUCGGCUGCGAAGAUGCCAUGAUUCAUCUGCUCAACCUGCUCUAUCCCAACCUGUUUGAGACCAGUCCCCACGUCAUUGACCGCAUCAUCGAAGCCAUCGAGGCCAUCCGUGUGGCCGCUGGCCCUGGCCUGGUCCUCAACUACGUGUGGGCUGGGCUUUUCCACCCAGCGAGAAAGGUGCGGACGCCCUACUGGCGUCUUUACAACGAUGCCUACGUCGCCGCGGCCGAUGCCAUGGUGCCAUAUUACCCCAACCUGGACGACGAGCUCAUGGACCGGCCGGAGCUGGCCAUUGUUUUGUGA